Dicrocoelium dendriticum is the source of this 575-nucleotide messenger RNA. Lineage: Eukaryota; Metazoa; Platyhelminthes; Trematoda; Plagiorchiida; Dicrocoeliidae. The record is from the annotation of a GenBank genome assembly.
AUGACUAACCGUUUUGUGGUUCCUAAAAUUUCAGAUAUGCCUGUUCCACCCUCCUCCAUCGGUGGCGUUUACCAGCCUUCUUGCCUCGAUCGAGUAAAAUACGGACUAAUGAUGGGAUUCUGCCUCGGUGUUGCUACUGGUGCUAUAUUUGGCGGAUUUAACUGUCUUCGACUCGGAUUACGCGGUCGCGAAUUGGUUCAAACAGUGGGCAAGGGAAUGCUCGGUGGUGGCGGUACUUUCGGAUUCUUUAUGGCUGUCGGAGUCGCCAUACGAUGUUGAAAAUACCAAUCCCCGAUCCCAUAUUUUGAAUUAAUCAGAUCAAAUUGUUGAGCACAAUUCCUUUGUCGAAGACCUACUAACUUCUUUCAUACUGACAUGUAAAAAUCUUCGAUUCAUGGAUAGCAUUUUCAGCACAAUAUACUUUUCAUUGCAUGUUUUUGGCGAACGCGGAACACGAGGAUUCUUGGCCAAGAUGUGCACCAGACUUAGCUUCGUGGAGUCAUCCGUGCGGUUCGUUCACAUCGGCAACGACUCAUCUACUGAGUUGAAGUUUCUUUGUGACUAUUUACAAACAA